AUGGCUGAUGAAGAUAAGCAAGUGUAUGAUUUGGACGGUUCCAAACUUUUGGGCAAUGUGCGAAUUUUCACCAAUGGCCUCGCCAAAAUAAAAUAUUCUACUAUUUCCAAAGAUGUUGAGCGACUGAAGGAUUCUAAGAAUUUAGGCGAGCUUUUGAGUUUAUUACAAGAUACGCAUCAGAAACUUGAUCGGCUUGGCAUUUUUAAGGGAUUGACUUCCACUAUUGACCGAGGAGAGAGGGAAGGAGACGUUGAUGUUGUGUUAACAUUUGAGGAGAAACCGGCCCUUUACACAGCCGGAGCCAGUGUAAAUUCUAAGACGAAAGCAGGAAUCGAAUUUAAGGGUGAGAUUCCUGGGAUUUUUGGUUCCUCGAACACUUUAACACUGAGUGCAAACACUGCGGGCACUGGGAACAAUGAGUUGACGGGCAGUUUUUAUAUACCGAGGAUUCCUCUAAUGGACAAAUUCACCGGAUUGGUCUCAGUGUUCACCUCCUUCAAUGACUUAAAAAAAUACUGCUCAUACACAAAUAGAACUAAGGGGUUCAAAUUCAUGUUAUCUAAUAUAAAUCAGCGUCACAAUUUCGUCUGGGAAUCCAGCAUUAGGGAUGUCUAUCCGGUGUUCAACGAUAGGAUGAAAGCAUCAGAAAUGGUGCUGAGGAAUAGUGGAUGUUCCUUAAAGAAUUCACUCUCCUACGUUUACAAGUAUGAUGGCACCAAGGGCGAUGGAGUUCCAACUGAGGGUCAAGUCACCCAAAUUAAACUGGAAUCGGGCCUACCUGGAGGCGAUAGUCUGUUCUUCAAGUUUAAUUACAACAUGCUGUACUCUAAGCAGUUGUUCCAGAACCUGAUAAUGAACUUAAAUGUCGGCUGCGGAUACCUGUACAACUUCGGCCCCUAUAAUAAAAACGCAAACUUGUUGGACAAGUUCAACUUCACUGGCCCCUCAGGAUCUCACUUGGCGCUCAGGGGAUUCAGGUUCCAGGGCUUAGGGCCAUACGACCACGUUGACUUAUACAAUCAGGUGUUCAACGACCUGAGGAUGUCCGUCGGUGCUGGUCUGUCCUUAAACCUUGCCCGUGGCUGCUGGCUUGAGGCCUUCUACGCCAAGCCUCUGGUCUACUUCCCCUCGGAUAGCAUUUCCAACUUCCAGCUCGGACUAAGGUUUAAGCAGUCUAUGUAA
Molecule: messenger RNA, 1182 nt
Organism: Theileria orientalis strain Shintoku
Lineage: Eukaryota; Apicomplexa; Aconoidasida; Piroplasmida; Theileriidae
Exons: 10
Coding region: 1-1182 (393 amino acids)
Biological process (GO): protein insertion into mitochondrial outer membrane
Cellular component (GO): SAM complex; outer membrane
Source: RefSeq, a predicted model, not a curated record